CUUUCUGUCUCCGUCCAUUUUUGUCUCUGUUCGUAUCUGUCUCUAUCUGUGACUCUAUCCGUCUUCGUCUUUCUCUCUGUCCAUCUUUCUCUCUGUCCAUCUCGGUCUUUGUCUCUGUCCAUCUCAGUGUCUGUCCAUCUUUGUCUCUGCCCAUCUUGGUCUCUGUCCAUGGUGGUCUUUGUCUCUGUCCAUCUCUCUCUGUCCAUCUCGGUCUCUGACCAUCUUUAUCUCUGUCCAUGUUGGUCUUUGUCUCUGUCCGUCUCUCUCUGCCCAUCUCUGUCUCCAUAUAUCUUUGCCUCUGUCUCUGUCCAUCUUUGUCUCUGUUUCUGUCCAUGUUGCUCUUUGUCUCGGUCCAUCUCUGUCUCCAUCUAUCUUUGCCUCUGCCUCUGUCCAUCCUUGCCUCUGUCCAUCUUUGUCUCCGGCUAUCUUUGUCCAUCUCCAUCUGUCUCUGUCCAACUCUCUCUGUUCAUCUUUGUGUCUGUCUGUCUCCGUACCCUUUUCGGGUAUCUACGGAUCGUUUCUUUAAAGGAAUACCGGUCCACGCAUCGUAAGCGAGAAUCCUUCUUGGUGCAGCUCCAAUCCCUUUAGCGCAGGAGUGAUUAAGCACUUAAAUCAGCAGGCUCAUGGGUGGAGCUCGAGAUGAACAAGAACUCCCCCGAGACGUCGCAGUCCGCCUCCCUGGGCACGUCCGGUUUGGCCCAGGUUGUUGAAGAGGAUGACGGGAUAGUCGGGGGGCUGGAACACGUACCUUCUUCAUCCUCCAUCCAUAACGGAGACAUGGAGAAGAUCCUGCUGGACGCACAGCACGAGUCCAGCCGCAGCAACUCCUCCUGCGACAGUCCACAACGUCCCCGCAGUCCUCAGGAUGAAGGUCAGAUCAGCUUCGACGUGGACAGAGGAGAAACCCAGGAGGAACUGGAGAAGCUGAGGGAUGAUGAAAUUCUGAUGAAGGACUCGGACUGGGUGGCCGACUGGUCCAGCAGACCUGAGAAUGUUCCUCCCAAGGAGUUCCAUUUCCGACACCCUCGGAGAGCCGUCACGCUCAGCAUGCGUAAAACUGGAGCCAUGAAGAAAGGAGGGAUCUUCUCUGCCGAGUUCCUCCGAGUGUUCCUCCCCUCGCUGCUGCUCUCACACUUACUGGUCCUGGGGCUCGGGGUGUACAUCGGGAAGAGGUUGACGACACCCCCUGCCAGCUCAUUUUAAGCGUCGACGUGAAGACGCCUCCUCAGCCGUGGCUCGUGUGGAUUUGAGAGAGUGUCGCAUUUUGUACAAGAAACGUAGCCCCACCCCCCCCGCUCGCCCAAAACUCACUUACUUUUAGUCACCGUUCUCCUCCAUCUCUCCUUUUAUAUCGGUACAAUCGAUUUCUGCAUCGCUCGGCCUGGAAAGUGCCAUAAGAGACCAGGAGGAAGUUAAACGCUCUAUAUCCUCCUCCCCUCCCCCUCCUUUCCCUCUAUUCUGUAUUGUCAGGAGUUGUGAUUACAGUUGUGUCGUGUGUUCAGUGUUGUGGACGUGGAUACAGAGGGGGCAGAGUUUAAACCGGACCCCGAACCGGAAAUAUUCCACUCACGAAACCCGUAAAAAAAUAAUACUAAUAAUAAUCAUUUUUAAAUCGGGGGUCAAUUAAAGUAAAUAUAUCAGCUUGCAGGUCUCGUAGAUAUUGCUUUAUAGCUCGUUGAGGUAUUUUGGAUUUAUUUAGCCGUUUAAAAAAAAAAAAAAAAACAUUUUAAACUCUGCGUAUUCUCUGGACUCCUUUCGCAGCUAAACCGUUAUCGCUUCUGCGUUUUUAUUUUUCAUUAUAAUACACACACACACGUGCUAAUCCAGCAUUUCUGGUAAUUAACGAUGUCCUUAAUUAUCCUGAUCAAACCAGCACAAAAUCUCACGAACCAGCAACACUACUGAGACAGAAACGAAACUAGUCCCCGCACCAGUAGGGGGCGCCUACCUAAGUGCCGCUUUCAAAUGCAGUCCAAAAUGAAACAUUGAAAUGAAUGCGACUUAUUCAUAAUGAUGCAGCCUUUUAAUUUUAUUAUUCCAACCCGGAGCAUUUUUUUUUUUUUCCGGAAAAGACCGUACGUGUGUGUGAGACCCAGACGUUGGGCGUGGGCGAGACCUGUUACAUGUGAAGUGUGUAAAUGUUACUGCGUGAUGUAUUUAAAUCUGUGUGCGAGUAGAUCGGAGUGGGAUGAAGUCUGCGGUCGUGUCCGUCGUGUUUGUGUCGCUUCACUGUUUUUUUUUUUUUUUUUUUUUUUCUUUGUCGCUUUCCGUUUUCAUUUCUCUUCUCCGUUAUCAGACAUUUCUUGUGCUCCAGAACAUAGCUCCACUUACAAGUGGCUUGUCGCAAUAAAGGAGUAAAGUAGUGCUAUUUGGGAGGGGAAAAAACCCUACACAUUUUGUCGAGCCUGCAAAUUAGCUGCUAAUCCGUACGUUUCGUUAUUCGGUUCUUCAGCAGUUAAAGAUUAAAGAUACGGUGAGGGGAAAAAUCUCUUUUCCAGACCAGUCCUUACACUCGGCCUUCCGGGUUCCUGACAUCAAUCAGACAAAAGGGUCUAAAUCAAGGGUUCUUGACCUUGUUAUUUAAAAAUAAAUACAUAUACAGAGUACAGAUUAUUAUUUUUAUUUAUUUUAAUAUAUUUUUUUUUCUCUUCCCACCCAUAGAACCCAUUUUUAAUCAGAUUGUCAUUAGAUCAGAGUCGACGUUAUUUACAGAUGCAGUAACUUUCAUACUUGUGGAUUGUCAUGUCCACUACUUAUAAUAAAACAAAAAAUAAAAGUGCAGACCCCCUG
Ictalurus punctatus (channel catfish) is the source of this 2790-nucleotide messenger RNA. It is a transcript of the gene bnip3lb, whose product is annotated as BCL2 interacting protein 3 like b. The record is from RefSeq and is a predicted model, not a curated record. The transcript has 6 exons. Gene Ontology annotation, cellular component: mitochondrial envelope; mitochondrial outer membrane; nucleus. Gene Ontology annotation, biological process: defense response to virus; positive regulation of apoptotic process; mitochondrial outer membrane permeabilization. NCBI's taxonomy places the organism in Eukaryota, Metazoa, Chordata, Actinopteri, Siluriformes, Ictaluridae. The coding region runs from base 640 to 1203 and encodes 187 amino acids.